CGUGUCCCCCAGCCUUGGAGGUUGGGGGACGACCCGAGCUCAGGGCCUCCCACGGAGGAGGCCCACGUCCGGGAGAACCACCUUUCCUUCGCGGCCCCAGAGGCUCCUGUGGGCACGAUCGUGAGCCGACGGGUUCCGGAGGACUCUCCUGUCCUGGCAGCGCUUCUCUCCGCGUGCUCGAGGAGCCUCACCAGCUCGUUGGACGAGCAAACCGGUGCACCGAUCACGUCUUCCCAGCAGCAGGGGCCAAGCCCAGGGUCAUCCUUGAGUUCCACCCAAACCUGUUCUUCUGCUGUAUUGCUCCCAGAGCGCACGGUCCCCAGACAGUGCUCCUGCCGGCAGCCCCAACCCCUGGGAGAAGUGGACAUGAGGUUGGCAGGCCCCCUCCGCAUUGUGGCCCUGGUUGUCACCGUGGGCCUUACGUGGAUCGUGGUCAGCAUCCUCCUGGGCGGGCCUGGCAGUGGCUUUCCUCGCAUCCAGCAGCUCUUUGCCAGCCCAGAGAACUCAGUGACUGCAGAGCCACGAGCCAGGAAGUACAAGUGUGGCCUGCCCCAGCCAUGCCCCGAGGAGCACCUGGCCUUCCGCAUGGUCAGUGGGGCUGCCAAUGUCAUCGGACCGAAGAUCUGCCUCGAAGAUAAGAUGCUCAUGAGCAGUGUCAAGGACAACGUGGGCCGUGGACUGAACAUCGCCCUGGUGAAUGGGGUCAGCGGCGAGCUCAUCGAGGCCCGGGCCUUUGACAUGUGGGCAGGAGAUGUCAACGACCUGCUGAAGUUUAUUCGGCCGCUGCAUGAAGGCACCCUGGUAUUUGUGGCAUCCUAUGACGACCCAGCCACCAAGAUGAAUGAAGAGACAAGGAAGCUUUUCAGCGAUCUGGGCAGCAAGAACGUGAAGGAUCUGGCUUUUCGGGACAGCUGGGUGUUUGUGGGGGCCAAGGGCGUGCAGAACAAGAGCCCUUUUGAGCAGCACGUGAAGAACAGCAAGCACACCAACAAGUACGAAGGCUGGCCCGAGGCGCUGGAGAUGGAGGGCUGCAUCCCGAGGAGGACCACGGCCCGCUAGCCGGGCCAGGCGCAGGACCAGCCCAGGGAGGCCGCGUGCGCCAGGCCGGGAGGAGGCGCCCCUGCGGGCCCGAAGCCGGACGAGCGCGCUCUGGCCCCGCACGUCGGGGC
This is a messenger RNA of Lontra canadensis (Northern American river otter), 1169 nucleotides long. It is a transcript of the gene FAM3A, whose product is annotated as FAM3 metabolism regulating signaling molecule A. Bases 367 to 1059 code for a protein of 230 amino acids. NCBI's taxonomy places the organism in Eukaryota, Metazoa, Chordata, Mammalia, Carnivora, Mustelidae. The transcript has 9 exons. The record is from RefSeq and is a predicted model, not a curated record.